AUGCCAGGUGCACCCCCCGAAUUCGUGAUUUGCUAAUUAAUCAGGGAUGCAAAAACUAUGCAGCGCACCUGACCAGGGAUGCAAAAACCAUGCAGCACACCUGACCGGUAAUUGUUCCUCAUUAAAACCCUCCUAUCCCACACAGCCUCCUAACAAACAUAACAUUUACAUUUACGUCAUUUAGCAGACCCUCUUAUCCAGAGCGACUUACAAAUUGGUGCAUUCUCCUUAUGAUAGCCAGUGGGACAACCACUUUACAAUAGUUUUAUUAUUAUUAUUUAUUUUAAAAAAAAUUGGGGGGGGGUGGGUAGAAGGAUUACUUUUAUUUUAUCCCAGGUAUUCCUUAAAGAGGUGGGGUUUCAAGUGUCUCCGGAAGGUGGUGAGUGACUCCGCUGUCCUGGCGUCGUGAGGGAGCUUGUUCCACCAUUGGGGUGCCAGAGCAGAGAACAGUUUUGACUGGGCUGAGCGGGAACUGUGCUUCCGCAGAGGUAGGGGAGCCAGCAGGCCAGAGGUGGAUGAACGUAGUGGCCUCGUUUGGGUGUAGGGACUGAUCAGAGCCUGAAGGUACGGAGGUGCCGUUCCCCUCACAGCUCCGUAGGCAAGCACCAUGGUCUUGUAGCAGAUGCGAGCUUCAACUGGAAGCCAGUGGAGUGUGCGGAGGAGCGGGGUGACGUGAGAGAACUUGGAAAGGUCGAACACCAGACAGGCUGCAGCGUUCUGGAUAAGUUGUAGGGGUUUAAUGGCACAGGCAGGGAGCCCAGCCAACAGCGAGUUGCAGUAAUCCAGACGGGAGAUGACAAGUGCCUGGAUUAGGACCUGUGCCGCUUCCUGUGUAAGGCAGGGUCGUACUCUGCGAAUGUUGUAGAGCAUGAACCUACAGGAUCGGGUCACCGCCUUGAUGUUAGCGGAGAACGACAGGGUGUUGUCCAGGGUCACGCCAAGGCUCUUUGCACUCUGGGAGGAGGACACAACGGAUAUGUCAACCGUGAUGGCGAGAUCAUGGAACGGGCAGUCCUUCCCCGGGAGGAAGAGCAGCUCCGUCUUGCCGAGGUUCAGCUUGAGGUGGUGAUCUGUCAUCCACACUGAUAUGUCUGCCAGACAUGCAGAGAUGCGAUUCGCCACCUGAUUAUCAGAAGGGGGAAAGGAGAAGAUUAAUUGUGUGUCGUCUGCGUAGCAAUGAUAGGAAAGGCCAUGUGAGGAUAUGACAGAGCCAAGUGACUUGGUGUAUAGCGAGAAUAGGAGAGGGCCUAGAACUGAGCCCUGGGGGACACCAGUGGUGAGAGCACGUGGUGCGGAGACAGAUUCUCGCCACGCCACCUGGUAGGAGCGACCUGUCAGGUAGGACGCAAUCCAAGAGUGAGCCGCGCCGGAGAUGCCCAACUCGGAGAGGGUGGAGAGGAGGAUCUGAUGGUUCACAGUAUCAAAGGCAGCAGAUAGGUCUAGAAGGACGAGAGCAGAGGAGAGAGAGUUAGCUUUAGCAGUGCGGAGAGCCUCCGUGACACAGAGAAGAGCAGUCUCAGUUGAAUGACCAAUCUUGAAACCUGACUGGUUUGGAUCAAGAAGGUCAUUCAUUUUGUUUUGGAGAGACUGUUGCAUGCAGAAAUUAUCAUUGCCUAUGUCUUUUUUUAACCAAUAGGUUUUGAAACCAUGGACCAAAAGAUCCCAUAUGAUGACUACCAACUCCCAGUGGUCUUUCUGCCUUUUUUUUUUUUUUUUUUUUUUUGUAAUGUUUACCAGACGCUCUUAUCCAGAGCGACUUACAUGAGCAAUUAGGGUUAAGUGCCUUGCUUAAGGGCACAUCGACAGAUUAUUCACCUAGUCGGCUCGGGGAUUAGAACCUGCCUUCCUAUGAGUCCCCCAGCAUGGAUAGCCCCUCAGGAGGUAUGAGCCUGAGAUUACAUCCAUACCCUGUCAUAACACUGUCAACAGCCAGUCUAGUUCACUGCCACCUCAGAUCUUCAAUGAUGUUCCCUCUGUGUCCUGUCUGUAUGUGUAGCAGAUCCACCAUCCUGACUACAACAAGGAGCUGACCCAGUUCCUGCCAUGCACCAUCAUGUUGAAGAAACCUCCAGGGGCACAGCUAUGUAUGUGUGUGUGUGUGAGAGAGAGAGGCUGGUGCAACUGCCCAAUCAACUGCUUCUCAGACACUUUCCAUUUUUUAAAAGAUAUGUUUUUGCUUUUUCAUUUUGUCAGUAAUCACCCUUCUCCUUAAUCUCUUUGUGUGUAUGUUGCUAGGUGGUCCCAGAUUCGGACGCCCACAGGGCAGGGCUCCAGGAGGGAGAUCAGGUGCAGUCUGUCAAUGAGGUGGACUUCCAGGACAUAGCGCACUCGAGGAUCAGGGAUGUACUGUAGACCAUACAACACUAUACACACAACACUAUACCUCUUGAUAAAUCUCAUUACUUCAUUUUUAACCUCAACACUAACUUGUGUAAAAAAAAAAAAAAAAAAGGUUAAUCGUUUUCGGCAUACAUUUCUCAUAGAAAUUGUUUCUUCUCCUCUCAGGCUGUAGAGAUUCUGAAGACUGCCAGGGAGAUUCUGACGACGGUGCGCUUCUUUCCCUACAGUAAGCGUUGCUUUCACCUGCUCCGCCAUUUAAUAUUAAGAAAGUGCCUAAAUUGUAUCUACUGUAUAUGGUGCCAUUAUUGCUUUAUGCCUUAUGUCGUCACCUUUGCAACCUGUGAAGUUUUUUUUAAUGGUUUUUAUGUAACUCCCUGUUUCCCCAUAGACUACCAGAGACCGAAGGAGAGGACUGUGGACUAGGUGACAGAAGAGUUUCCCGGGAGAGUGAGAAACAGUGA
Molecule: messenger RNA, 2801 nt
Organism: Coregonus sp. 'balchen'
Lineage: Eukaryota; Metazoa; Chordata; Actinopteri; Salmoniformes; Salmonidae
Source: the annotation of a GenBank genome assembly